GGUAAUCUUCUGCGACUGAUCACUCUAACUGAGGCGCGCUAGGGUUAGGGUUUGGGCCAGGCCUCCUCUCGAUCGGUGGCUGGGAGAGGAUGGGGUCGGAUCUGAUCCUACUUAGUCGGCUAUUCCCUCCCGUUUUUGGAGGGUUCCGGGGGGUUUAUUAGCGGCGGAUCCCGGAAGUUGUCGACUUUCUUUGUCUUUUGUUCCUGUUCGAUUCCUCUUUCCUUGUUCUAGGGUUCGCUCUUUUGAUCGUGAGUGAUAGUGGAUGAUAGAAAGGGUCUUCCUUUUUGUUUUUUCGAAAGGGAGAAAUUUGUUAUAGUUUUUUUUUUAAUUGGUGGUGGGAUUUAUAGGAUGGAAUUGUGAGGAUUUCAUGUGGUUGUGGAUCUCGAAUCUUGAUAGAUAGAUAGGAGCCGAAGAGGAGAGAAGAGGUGAUCGAGGGAAGAAGAGACGGAGAGGGGCGAGCGAGAGCACGCCAUGGGGGAGUCCCUUCUUACUGCUCUCUCCAUGGACCAUCACCACCACCACCACCACCACCACCCCUCGACCCUUCUGUCCAUGGACCCCAGCGGCGUUUCUCAGCCGUCACUCGCUGCAGCUUCCGCCCAUGACGACUACGACCAUGAGCUUCUGGGCCAGCAGCGCCCGCAGAUCACCCUCUCCGGCCCUCCUGACAUCAAUCUUCCACUCGCCGGUGACCGCUCCCCUCCCCAACAGUCGUGGAACCCUGUCUCCUGCGACAUGUUGGAUGUCCGCCUCGGAACCCAGGUGUAUGACGCUGACACCGCGCUCAACCUCCCCAAGGUUGGGAUCAUUCCUGCUGGGGGGCGCAAGUGUGCCAAGCGAGGGGAUAGCAUUUGGGGUGCAUGGUUCUUCUUCAAUUUCUAUUUCAAGCCUGUGCUCUCUGAGAAGUUCAAGGGCAAGAUCAUCCAUGAUGCAAAUGGCUUCUCGGGUUUCGAUAAGUCCGACCUGUGUCCUGAUGUGUUCCUUGUUCAGCAUGACAUGGAGAAUAUGUACAUGUGGGUGUUCAAGGAGCGACCGGAGAAUGCACUUGGAAAGAUGCAGCUGCGGAGCUACAUGAACGGGCACUCGCGUCUUGGGGAGCCUCAGUUCCCAUUCAGCGUCGACAAGGGCUUUGCAAGGUCACAUCGGAUGCAGCGCAAGCAGUAUAGGGGGCUGUCAAAUCCACAGUGUGUCCAUGGAAUUGAGGUCGUGUGGUCACCAAACCUUUCUAUGGUUUCCGAGGCGGAUUGCAAGAAGUGGGUGGAUCUUCUUGGGAGGGACCUGAAUUUCUCGAUUCCACCGGAGGCUAGUGAUUAUGGGUCAUGGAGAAAUCUUCCGAGCACUGAUUUUGAGCUCGAAAGGCCACCACCUCCUUUAAAGAAUAUUUCUUACCUUAAUUCGAGGAAAUUGCUUAAUGGCACAGGCCUUAAUCUGUCAACACAACCAUCUCAUGCAGGUGGAGAUUGUAUGGACCUUUCACCAAAAUGCAGCAAACGCAGGAAGGAUUUUUUCCCCCACGGGACAGAUGAGGACUGCUGCUUGAGUAACAACUCAUACUGCCAAGAUAUGGAAAUUCGCCCUGCUGAACCGUCAUGGGUAAAUGAGUUUACGGGUGUUAUGAGGCAUGCGUGUGGACCGGUGACUGCUGCGAAGACAAUAUAUGAGGAUGAAGAAGGGUAUUUGAUCAUGGUUAGCUUGCCUUUCUCUGACCAGCAGAAGGUGAAAGUCUCUUGGAAAAACAAUCUUACUCAUGGAAUAGUAAAGAUAUCAUGUGUCAGUACUGCUCGGAUGCCUUACAUAAAAAGGCAUGAUAGAACCUUCAAGCUGACAGAUCCUUCCCCGGAGCAUUGUCCUCCAGGGGAAUUUGUGAGGGAAAUACCUCUUGCUACACGAAUUCCUGAAGAUGCCAAUCUGGAAGCAUACUACGAUGAGACGGGAACUGUUUUGGAGAUUAUGAUCCCUAAACAUCGAGUUGGAUCUGAGGAACAUGAAGUUCAUGUGUGCAUGCGCCCUCCUCAUCUUGGAUCCAAUGAACUUCUGUUAUCUUGAAUACGAUACAUUAACAUCAAAAGUAGAAUGAUGAAUGUGCUGGUUUAAUGGUAUGGAGGAUAUCAUGGUGGAGCCUGACUUUUCUGCUUCCAAGCAGAAUCAAUGAUAUUUAGAAAGUAAUUGGCAAGAUGGAUCACUUUCUUC
Musa acuminata AAA Group (dessert banana) is the source of this 2190-nucleotide messenger RNA. RefSeq lists its product as uncharacterized. The record is from RefSeq and is a predicted model, not a curated record. The transcript has 2 exons. NCBI's taxonomy places the organism in Eukaryota, Viridiplantae, Streptophyta, Magnoliopsida, Zingiberales, Musaceae. The coding region runs from base 472 to 2046 and encodes 524 amino acids.